Messenger RNA from Amphibalanus amphitrite, 2478 nucleotides. RefSeq names its product TGF-beta-activated kinase 1 and MAP3K7-binding protein 1-like. NCBI's taxonomy places the organism in Eukaryota, Metazoa, Arthropoda, Thecostraca, Balanomorpha, Balanidae. Gene Ontology annotation, biological process: protein dephosphorylation. The record is from RefSeq and is a predicted model, not a curated record. Gene Ontology annotation, molecular function: protein serine/threonine phosphatase activity. The transcript is spliced from 7 exons. Bases 232 to 1638 code for a protein of 468 amino acids.
AUUGUUACUUGCUUGUUUAUUUUUCUGUCGGAUACAUUUACUUUGAUUGCCUUGACAUUUCCUACCAUUUACCAAUGCCAAAUAAAUGGUCAAACAACAUUUCAAUUUGUUCUUAUUAUUGAUAUGGCCUGUAACAACCAACAAACUGGGCAUAAAAACUGCUUAACCGCUGCAAGGCAUAGUCUCUAGACAAAUUAUAUCUGGUAUUUUCUGAUUGUGCAUUGAGCAGCUAUGGCAACGACUCCAACGGCGUCCUCGGAGCCUCAGCUGACGCUACCCAGCCUGCCACAGCAGCAGAGCAGCUGGACCGACGACCUGCCCGUCUGCAACAUCUCUGGUGUCGGUUAUGAGACAAACAAGGCGUAUCGACGCGACGGAUACCGCACCCAACAGCAUUCCCAGGAGGACUACAGCUUUCACUUCGAGCUCGACAAGGACCUGUGUCUGUACGGCGUGUUCGACGGGCACGACAGCUGCCGCGCGGCGCACUUUGCCCACCAGAGGAUGCCUGCGGAGCUGAGUUUCGGCCAGCUGACUCGCCGCGGCGGCUCGGACGAGAGUGUGAGGGAGGCUCUGCAGCAGGCGUUUCUGGCCGUGGAGAAGGGAUUCUUCGAGAUGAUUGACGAGUCGCUGGCACAGCGGGCCAUGCUGCUCUCCGAGAUCCCCGAGGGUCUGACCGAGUUCGAGGCGAACCGCGACCACCCGGCGGCCAUGCAGCAGCUGGCGCAGCUGGACCAGGCCAUCAGCGGCGGUACCACGGCCGUCAUCGUGGUCGUCCACCAGAACCGGCUGUACGUGGCCAACGUCGGCGACUCGCGCGCACUGCUCUGCAAGACCGACGAGAACGGAAUACUGAAGGUGCUGCAGCUGACCACCGACCAUACGCUGACUAAUGAGGACGAGCUGCUCCGGCUGCAGCAGCUCGGCAUGGACGUGACGCCGCUGCGACAGGGCGAGAAGCUGGCCGGCCAGGAGGUGACCCGCUGCCUGGGCAACUACCGACUCAAGGCCGGCUACCGGGAGGACGAGCGUCUGCGCGCCUGCUGCGCCGAGCCGGCGCUGGCCGAGCCGGACAUGGUGUCGGUGCAGCUGGACGAGUCGUGCCGGUUCCUGCUGCUGCUGUCGCGCGGCCUGUACCGCGCCCUGGAGGAGGUGCGCGACGAGCCGCAGGUCAACAAGGAGGUGGCCCAGCUGGUGGUCGAGGAGUUCGCCAAGUCGACCACGCUGGAGGGCGUGGCGCAGACGGUGGUGAACCGGGUGGCGCGCGACCACCAGGACUGCUUCAUCAACUCGGGCAACACGCGCUGCCAGCGCUGCGAGGACAUGACGCUGCUGGUGCGCAACUUCAGCUACCCGCUGCGGCCGGCGGCCGGCGGCGGCGGCGGCGGCGCGGCCUCUGUGGCGGCCGAGUCGGCCACCAGUACCACCAGCGGUACCGUGGCCGGCCGCUCCACCACCAACUCGAGCAGCACCAACUCGUCCGAGCCCGUCACCAACCCGUACUCGUUCUCGCUGGACGCCGACCAGCGCAUCAAGCCGUACGUCUCGUUUGACGCCUACAGAGAGAACCUGGCGCGCGCGCGCGAACAGGGACAGUUCACCGACGACACGUGGUGGAAGCGGCUACUAAAUAUGUAGGUGCGGCGCGGGUGCUGCCGUCUCGGACACGUAGACACCGGCUGUUCCGCCGGGAGCUGGACGGGCUCGCUGGACAGGAGCCGCUCGGAGAGUCUGUGAUACUUGGCGCAGUGGUUCUGACGGCGGCCGGUGCCGGACUGACCGCCCUCGGUGCUCUGCUGAACAGUCUCGCCGCGUAUUGCCGUGUGGCACGGAGGGCCAGCGGUCGUGUCAGAGUGCGCAGUGGGGUGCUCCGUCGCGGAGCUGGGCUGAGUGCGGCAGGGUCGGCUCUGGAGGCUAGGUGCAUGGGGCCGGCCGUUCGGUGAUGCGGUGUUUGAGCGGCGCAGCCGCAUUUAUCUCUGAGUACCUAUUGCUCGAUGUGUAUGGGAUGAGUCAUGCUGCUUUUGCAACCUAGCGUGUUGAUGAAAUGCUAAUUUUACUACGACUGUUUUGUCGUGUGUGAUAUAUGUACUACUUCGUGUGGCCUCGUCCUUAUCGUAAUUUGGCUCAACACACUUUUGGUCAGGUGACAUUGUGAGGAAAAUGUUGAUUAUUUUAAGAACUUUUUUUCUGGAUGCUUCGUUGUCAUCUGAAGCUUAAUAUAUGAAUAGCUAGUUUGUGUUACAGGUCUGGUAAGCUGGACUGUUACGCGUUGUUGCUUGACUGAUUGUAAUGCUGUGUGCUGACACUCCGGCAUAAUGUUUUUUUCCGACACUAUUUUAAACGACUUCUCUUGACGUUUCUUAUUGGUGCUACUUUGAUUUGUUUCGCUAAAACGCAAUUUCGCAAUGACAUUAUGGUCCCUUUUUCGUUACUGUGUUCGAUCCUUUGUUGUGAUGAAUAAUAAUUGUUUUGUAAGAA